This is a messenger RNA of Elgaria multicarinata webbii, 1835 nucleotides long. RefSeq names its product cytosolic phospholipase A2 delta-like. The coding region runs from base 54 to 1835 and encodes 593 amino acids. Gene Ontology annotation, molecular function: calcium-dependent phospholipid binding; calcium ion binding. The record is from RefSeq and is a predicted model, not a curated record. The transcript is spliced from 13 exons. Gene Ontology annotation, cellular component: cytosol. Lineage: Eukaryota; Metazoa; Chordata; Lepidosauria; Squamata; Anguidae. Gene Ontology annotation, biological process: glycerophospholipid catabolic process.
UCACCCAGGACUCAGAAAUCUUCCAAUUCCACUGUGUAAAGAACUGGGAGCCAAUGCUGAAAGCCAAUGUGAAGAGUAAUUCCUUUGGGAACAAACUGUUUGGAGACCCUGCUGUUGAUCAGCAGGGAAUAUCGCUGAAAGCCCUCCCUCGGGGUGAGGAAACAAAAGUUGUCUUGCCUUUCGCAGAGAAUGCACAAUUGGAGCUGCAGCUCAGGGUUAAUGACUGCUUUGGAGAUGUAGAUGUACGUUUGGGAUGUGAUCUCUGUGCUGCUGAGCAAGACUUCCUGUAUAAGAGGAAGAAAGUGGUUGCCAGUGCUCUAGAAAAGGUUCUUCUGCUGGACCAGAAGUUGCAAGGAGAUGAGGUCCCCGUGAUAGCUGUCAUGGCAACAGGAGGGGGAGCCAGGGCCAUGUCAGCAUUCUAUGGCCACCUCUUUGCUCUUCAGAAGAUGAACCUCUUAGAUUGUGUUACAUACCUCACUGGAGCUUCUGGCUCGACAUGGACAAUGAGAAGUUUGUAUGAAAACAAUGACUGGUCACGAAAUGACCUGAUGGGCCCAAUCCUCAAAGCACAGGAAUAUAUUGCCAGGAACAAGUCAAGUGCUUUCUCCUUGGAGGCAAUAAGGCGCUAUGAUGUGGAGCUGAAACAGAGAGCCCAAGAGGGACACUCAGUAUCUUUUACUGAUGUGUGGUCACUUGUAAUUGACCAUAUGUUCCAUGAUGAGCAGAAUGAGAGCAAACUCUCAAAUCAGCAACAGGCAGUGAGUCAGGGGCAAAAUCCACUACCCAUCUAUGUGGCCCUCAACAUCAAGGAGGACACCAAAAGCACGUAUGAAUUUAAAGAAUGGUGUGAAUUUUCCCCUUAUGAGGUAGGAUUUUCUAAAUACGGGGCCUUCAUUCGCUCGGAAGAUUUUGGAAGCGAGUUCUUCAUGGGACAACUGAUGAAGAAGAGAACCGAAUCUAGGAUCUGUUAUUUGGAAGGAAUUUGGAGUAAUAUAUUUUCCUUGAAUUUGGUGGAUGCCUGGAACUUGUACAAAUUCUGGCAGGACCCUUUCCCAGGCAAAGAAAAGGAUGACAGCACAAGCAGCAGCCCCUCUACAAAGCAGUUCUUUGAAGGUGCGACUGCUUGUUUAACACCACUGACGGAUGUAUCCAGCACCCUCAAUGGAGUUCUGACCCAUCGUCCACUUGGAGAAUGGAAGCCUAACUUCUUGAGAGGUCUCCAGCUGCACAAAGAUUAUUACCAACAUGAAACAUUCUCUAUGUGGCAAAACAAUAAUCUGGACCAGUGCCCCAACCACCUUACACCGCUGGAAAAAGAGCUAUGCCUAGUUGAUGCUGGAUAUUUCAUUAAUACCAGUUUCCCUCCACUGUUAAGAAAGGAAAGGAAAGUGGAUGUUAUCAUAUCAUUUGACUACAAUGUAUUAGAGACCAGGUUUCAUUCUAUAGAACAGAUGGGCAAAUACUGCUUGGAUCAAGGGAUCCCUUUCCCUAAAAUUGUGCUGACUGAAGAAGACAAGGAGAAUCCAAAGGAGUGCUAUGUUUUUGAAGACAAAGCAAACCCAGAAGCUCCAAUUGUACUUCAUUUCUCACUGGUGAAUGACUCUUUUAGGGAGUAUAAAAAACCUGGAAUUAAGCGCACCUCUGCAGAACUGGUUAAAGGACAGGUGGAUUUUGCCAGUUCGACAUCACCAUAUAAAACGACAAAUUUGACUUAUACCAAGGAUGAAUUUGACAAACUGCUAAACCUGAGUGACUAUAAUGUCCAGAAUAACAGAGAACUGAUUUUGCAAACUUUCCUGAGAGCAAUAGAAAGGAGAAAAGUUAGUGAAAAGUGA